This is a messenger RNA of Gopherus flavomarginatus (Mexican gopher tortoise), 1094 nucleotides long. It is a transcript of the gene PPDPFL, whose product is annotated as pancreatic progenitor cell differentiation and proliferation factor like. The record is from RefSeq and is a predicted model, not a curated record. The transcript is spliced from 5 exons. NCBI's taxonomy places the organism in Eukaryota, Metazoa, Chordata, Testudines, Testudinidae. The coding region runs from base 197 to 460 and encodes 87 amino acids. Gene Ontology annotation, biological process: cell differentiation; multicellular organism development.
CGCUUCCCGAUCACUCAGCGCGCGGAAGCAGACGAGCGCUUGCUGCUGGGGAGGGCUCGCGUGUGCAUGCAGAGCCCCGUCCCGUUUGCUGGCUGGGCGGGGGCGCUGUAGAGGGGGCGGCUUUUCGGGGAGCGUGGGCCAUCCAGAUUGUUCUGUACCAGCCUGCUUGACUUUUGCCCCAGUCAGUGCCUUUGCUAUGGCAUCUGUGCCUUCAGCUGGCUGCCUCCUGGCCAAGAAUCAGUACUACAGAACUCGAUUGAAUUCUGAAUCCAGUGUUUCGUCAGGCAGUUCAUCCUUCUGUUCUGAUCCCGUGAACUUCUCAGACCAGGAUAAAGCCCAUCAUGGGUUACCUGAAUUAUUUGAUAAAUGCUGGUGGAUAAAAAACUUUUUCCACUCUGAACCAUCUUCUUCUCCAAACGUAAAUGGAAAAACAAUAUCGACCAGCAGUGUUGCAAGUUGACUUUACCUGCAGUGAUGUUACUCAUAUAGACUCAUUUCUCUAAAGCUCAGGGUCUUUCAGAUGGCUGCAUUCAGCUGUGUGAAGAAAAUAUACUGCUUGAAACUUCACUUCCACGAGAAAGUAGACGUUCACAAAGAUUUGUCAGUAGCUUAAAUGAUUUUGCUUAAGGCAGGCAUAGUUUCUACCUAUGCUGUCCGUUACUGAGUUGUUAAUGUUUGAUAAUUUCCAUUUAAAAAUAUUAAGAAUACAUUUAAAUGGAUUUAAUAUCCUAAUGACUAGCUUAUAUCACUGGAAGAAAUGACAGUAAAAAGUAAGAUCAGCAUAAAGUGGCCAGUGAUUAUCUAGGUUUUAUUUCUCUAAGUUGAAAAGCUUCUGUGGACUGUUAGUGUCAAAAAUUUUCAAGGGUGCUCUGACUUAAAACAGAACAGUUUGUGUUUGAAAUGUCUAUUCAGUAAGUAGUAUUUUCCCAUAAGCUUAAGUUUUACUAUAUCAACUAUGCUGACAUAAAUGGAUAUGAAUUCGUUUCAGAUUAACAGAUUCUUGUUUUAUAUAAUGGAUCUGGCACAUCUUUCCCAAGUGCCAGGUAUAGCAGGUACAUGCUGUUAAGAAGGAAGUUUACAAAAACGUCAAUAGU